Colletotrichum navitas is the source of this 1270-nucleotide messenger RNA. RefSeq lists its product as uncharacterized. Gene Ontology annotation, biological process: sphingolipid biosynthetic process. The coding region runs from base 194 to 1270 and encodes 358 amino acids. The record is from RefSeq and is a predicted model, not a curated record. Lineage: Eukaryota; Fungi; Ascomycota; Sordariomycetes; Glomerellales; Glomerellaceae. Gene Ontology annotation, molecular function: 3-dehydrosphinganine reductase activity. Gene Ontology annotation, cellular component: endoplasmic reticulum membrane. The transcript has 5 exons.
CCCUGUCUUUUUCCAAGACUUUAUCGAGAGCUGACAGCAAUUGGAAAUACACAUAGACAAAGUCUUAUUCAUAAUCUGGUUCGGGGGGUUCAACUUUAACGUCUAUAGCGUGUUUAACGUGGUGCACUGUAAAGCGUACCGAAACUUAUGAUACGCAAUUAUAUCAUAGCUUCUCCUACCUUAUUAUCGUUAGAUGGGCGUAAUGGCGUCGGCAGUUUGGACAAAUGUACUCGUUGCACUAUCAUCUCAGCAUAAUCAAACCGGCGUCCUGCCGCGCCUGGCUCAUAACAAAGUUAAGAGGAACUUGCAAGAUAAAAGCCCAAAAUCAAUAUGCUGGACAGGGAAACGGUGUGUGUCGUGGGCGGUUCUCGGGGGUUUGGGUCUGCUAAUGGCAGUAGAAUUUGCGAAACAAGGGGCCAGUGUUAUUAUCAUUCGUGCCAGGAACCCGAAAACCCUGGGAACAGCUAAAGCAGAAAUCAUGGCCGCUCGUCAGUCGGAAGAACAGGCCGUUCACGCCAUCGCAGUCGAUCUUAGUGACUACAUUGCUCUGAGAAAUGCCAUGUCGGAACACGAUGCGACACCAGACGUGCUGAUCUGCAGCGUCGGCGGAACUACUCCGGCCCAGAUCGGUUUCCUUGCGGACCUGACGCCAGAAGGGCUCGUGUCCUGCUUUGAAUCCAAUUAUAACGCUGCACUCUGCAUCACCCAGUGGUGUGUACAGCGUUGGAUUAAAUUUCCGGACUCGAAGCGUACCAGGCGUCUUGUAUAUAUCGCUUCUUCCGCCGCCUUUGUCGCUCUCCCAGGUUAUAUCGUUUAUACUCCGCCCAAGACUGCUGUCCGAGCAUUGGCAGACACGCUUCGCCAAGAGCUGCUUCUGUACGGCGACGAAAACAUGUACCGCGUUCACAUAGCUUUCCCGGCGGCCUUCACGACAGAUGCAUUCCUCCAGGAACAGGCAGCGAAGCCUAAGCUCCUGAAACAGAUGGAGAUUUCGGACUACGCGACAAAGGAGGAACUGUUUAACAAGAUUCAGAGUGUCGAGGAAAUAGUCACGGGGAUCCUCGAUGGUAUUAAGAAAGGACACUUCAUUAUCACAACGGAUAUGACGACCGACUUGACGUUGAACAAUAUGCGAGGUCCAAGCCCGCGCAGCAGCCCAUUGUAUGACUGUUUCAUGUCAUUUGUAGGCGCUCUCGCCUUCCCUAUGGUACGUCAAAAAUUUGACAAAAUGACCUCUCAGUAUGGCCGAGACAAGGGUCUUCGAAAAUAG